Messenger RNA from Ilex paraguariensis (yerba mate), 792 nucleotides. The record is from the annotation of a GenBank genome assembly. NCBI's taxonomy places the organism in Eukaryota, Viridiplantae, Streptophyta, Magnoliopsida, Aquifoliales, Aquifoliaceae.
AUGUCUUUACUUCCGCGGUGGGAAGGCGGACUAGCCAAAUCGGGCCAAGAUUGUCCUCAGUCUUUACUUUUGCCCUUUUUGGGGUCAUUAGAAGCUAAAUCAGGAACGUCCUUGGGGAGUUCGCUGACUUAUCACGAAGAAGAUAUAGAACAUGAAAAAGAGCUCACUCCUGAACAUUACCAGCAUGCGCAAGUUUUUAAUAAUACUGACACAGUAGCUGAGAAUUCCGAUCAGGAGAAUCGGAAGGGGGUGGCAAUGCAAAAUGCAUCUCCCAUGUACAGUAACAGACUUUUUGAAGAUGGACGGGCACUGGAAGCUAAGAAAGAAAUAAAACAUGAUUAUGAAUCAGUACCCUUGUUCUCUCCACACCCAAGAGGGAUCCCUAAUUCAAAUCCAGAUAUUGCUUCCACUGGAAACACGAAAAGUACAGUGACACUUUCUUGUGGAUAUGAAUUAGGAGCAAAAGCAGAUGAUCUUCACCCCUCCAAGCUUACAGGAAAAGGAGAAUCUCUGGAAUUUAAUCAAACAUCUAGUGACACUUCUACAACGAGUCCACUAGCUGUGCCGCAUGGAAGCAAUAAUAGAAUUGCAUGGGAUACCCUGGGACAACAAAGAUCAGAAGCUCUGGAGUCACUACUUGAACUUUGUGCACAACUACUUAGACGAGAAAGGCUAGAGGAACUUGCAGGUGUACUAAGACCAUUUGGGGAAGAAGCCGUUUCAUCAAGAGAAACAGCUAUUUGGUUGACAAAAGGCCUAAUGAGUAUUCAAAAACAAGGUGAGGAAACCUAG